AUGACAGCAAGAAUAGAUGGCGGCGAGCCUUUCCUCAAACACCUCAACGUCAGCAAGACACCGUACAUUUUCCUCACAGCCGAGACCGAUGACUUCGACGAAGAGACUAUCGCUGCGUGGCAAGGGGAAGGCUUCGUCACGACAUAUGUGCCUUUCGGCGAUGGAGGAAGAGACUAUGUGGCUAGAAUGCACGCGGCUCCUGACCAAGCGCUGGGAUUGAAUGAUCAGUAUGCUAUAGUAGCGAGCGCUUGCCUCGAGGCUUAUGUCAAGUCUACACCCCGUCUAGCCGCCUUAAUCGCAUACUAUCCAUCCAAAAUCCCGGACCCACAACAAACACGAUAUCCCAUGCACACAACCGUACUAGUCCACCUAGUUGGCGACGAGAUGAAAGUAAUCCGCACCCCAGAAGUGCUAGGCAUACAAGGCAAGAAAAAGAUUGUUUCAAAGAGGAUAGGCGAUGGGUCGGGCUUGGGCGGAGCGUUAAGAUUAAGCUUCCAGACAUACAAGUAUGCUGGUGUAGAGUCUGGAUUUGCAGAGAGCGACCUGGAUGAAUACGACGCUGCUGCUGCUGGCCUGGCCUGGAGUAGGACCUUGGGCGUUGUCAGGAAGGCUUUGAGAAUAGCCUCCGACAUUGAGAGGAUACGAGACGAACAUCUAGACCACGUGCGAAAGGGUCACGUACAAAAAGCCCUCGCCAUGACUACCUCCAACCCAGCAGUCCUCCAUGUACCCUCUCUAACCGGCGCCUUCCACGAAGAAGACCUCGCAGACUUCUACUCUGAGUUCUUCCAGCCGUCACCGACAUCACUGAACUGCAGACUCCUUUCCCGCACCGUAGGCGCCGACCGAGUAGUCGACGAACUAUCCCUCUCCUUCAACCACAACAAAGUAAUCCCCUGGCUCCUCCCUGGUAUACCAGCCACAAACCGCAGGAUCGAGGUUGUUAUAGUGUCUAUCGUAUGCAUCAAAGCCGGCAAACUGUCCAGUGAGAAGGUGUAUUGGGACCAAGCUAGUGUGUUGAUGCAAGUGGGAUUGCUGGAUCCGAAUCUAGUGCCCGACAAGUUCAAAGAGAAGGGAGUUAAUAAGUUGCCAGUGAUAGGUGCUGAGAGCGCGAGAGCGGCGGUCAGAGAGGGGAGUCGGAGGAUCAACGAGUUGAUCGAUGAUUGGUAG
Aureobasidium vineae is the source of this 1170-nucleotide messenger RNA. The record is from the annotation of a GenBank genome assembly. Lineage: Eukaryota; Fungi; Ascomycota; Dothideomycetes; Dothideales; Saccotheciaceae.